AAAAUAGUUAUUAAAAAUUUAUAGUCAGUAAAAAGGGAGCUAUAUCAAGCCAAAUCAAAUAAUUUCAACGUAAACAUAUCAAAGAUACAACAAUAACAAAAACAGCGACUUACACAUAUCCUAUUGUUGUACAUAUCAUACAAUAACGUAGCCAGCGUUCGUUCUUAUACGCAAUUUCUAUUGAAACGCAAAGUGCAAUAAACAAAGUAAAAGGUGCUCUGGCAUGAGCAAGAAGAACCCAUCCGUUAGAUAUUUUCCGUUUGAUUACAAAUAGAAUUCAUGUGAAAUCGAAGAAAAUCGGGAAAGAAAGGCCGCUCGCAUGCAUCGUUCAUAUUCAGCUACUGCUCAAGAAAUGAAAUAGUAAUAAUAUAAAAAAGGGAAAAAUUAAAAUUCAAAGCACGUAAUAAUCGCUCACUGCUGCAGUGGUUAACAUUCGUUUAUUGAAUGUGUCGUUACAUUCUUUCGCUGCUAGUAGUAGUAGUAGUAGUAGUAGUAGUAGUGUAGUACUAACAAGAACAACACACAUAUCCAUCUGUAAACAAUAUACAUAUAAUACAUAGCUGGCUGUCUGUCAGUCAGUCUAUCGACAUAGCUAAGAAAGCAAAUCAGGCGAAUAAACAAACGGGCAAGCAAACCAAGCGCACGAGAAACAGGGUAACAGAAACAAGCACCGUCUUACAUACUUACAUGCAUUUUUGAUCGAGAACGCUGUGUAAAAAUAUAUCGUGAAUAUUAAAAAUAAAAAAAAUAAAAAAAAACCUUUCAAUCUAUUUGCGCACACGCAUAUACACACACGAGCCGACUCUUCAAACCCAUAACGAUACACGAUCUUAUACAUACGUAAUUCGAGCUCAUAUGUGUGUAUCUCUGAACAUACGCCAAAGUCCGUAAAAAAAAAAAAAAAAAAUCAGCAACAAUAACAACUACAACAACAACAACAACGACAACAACGUUAGCAAACGUGGUCGAAGUAAAACAUCGAGAAUAACAAUAAUUCUUGUCAGUUCUAAGAGCUGUCUUAUAAUUAAUGCGGCCAUUGUAUGUGAGCAGUUUACAUUGUUUUGUUGUUGUUAUAAUUCGAAUAUAACCUAGUGCCGCAUGUUCAACGUCCAUCUCUGUCUACGUCUUAGAAGAGAGCAAUGUUACUAUGUGUUUAUAUAUAAAUUAAGAAAAAAAAAGAAAAAAAAUUUUUUCUUCUAUGUGAAAGGACGUAAUAACAAGCGAAAGCUAACCACGAAAGCAAAUUCAAAAAGGAAUUUUUCUAGUUGUGUGCGCAUAAUUUCUAAAGUUAUUGGAAACUAAAUAAAAAUCAAUUCUUAUAAGAUCGUGGGACAAAGUUUUCCUCUAAAAGCAUUGAAUUUGAUGGAUUAAGAAUCCGAUGACUUCUUUCAAUUACGGAAACGUUUUAUUACAACGUUAAAUACAUAUGCACGCGCAUGCCAGAAAUGAAAAAAAGCAGAAAAAUAUACGUAAACAAAACCUGAUUUUGCGCGCUUACAACACAUAUCAUUCAUGUUAUACAAGUGAAUUGUAACGCUCUAGUGAUAAACCGUGAUUAUUUUAAUAGUCAAAAAGGAGAAAAAUAAGUCAAAGUUUGCCUUGAAACGUCGUGUGAUUUGCUUUACCUUUAAUGAAAUAAAGCAAUUUAUUCUUAAGUGUAGUUAUAUAUUAUAUACCUGAAAGGCACCGGCUUUAAGAAUAAUAACAGGUCGGUAUUAAGUGGCCAACUUACGAAUAAAAUAAACAAAAAAAGUCUAUUAAAGCGAAUAAUGCAAAUAGGAUAAGAUCGAUGUUACCAACAUAUUUAAUGUCUCUCCAUGAAAUUUCAAAGCGAGAAGAAAGAACUAUGGCGUUAUGCGUCAAAAAACUUACAAGGGCCUGUCGGUGGGACGAAGAAGUCACCACUGCUGCAUCGCCUUCAACAUCAACGCCUCCUUCAAUCAGAACAGAAAGGGAAUCAAAAUCAUUCGUGCAACAAUGCUUAUGCGAACGACUCGGGGGAGGCGAGAUCGAUCAGUACUCCCCCGCCACCUUACAGUUCAAUACCCGAAUUAAACGUUUCGCGAACGAUGGAUUAUCAGGACGACAAUUUUCAAAAUCAUUCGUCUGCGAUAAAUGGAGACGCGGAAGUUUCGAUGUCAGCUACAGAAUCGGAAAUGAAUUGCUCUCAGAUAUGUGGCAUCAGCAAAGGUGGUUACGAUAUCGUAAAUACUGGCGACAUAAUGCUCGCCAACAAUUACGAAAAUCUGAACGAGAUAAGCACCGGCAGCAACAGUGUUUAUCUACCGCCAUCAGAACAGCAGAAGAAACUGCGCCGUAUAUCGCCUAUAAAAAAAUCAAUCAAUUGCGACUGUUCACCCUCCUCUCAAACAAUCACCUCGAGCAACUCAACAACAACCGGCUUGUUUGCUGCGACGGCAGCAAAAAUUCUUCGCAAUUGCUGUGGCGGUGGUUUUGGAUCAACGAACAGCGAAAGCAUUACGAACAGCAGCGACAACAACAAUUCGUGCAACAAAAAUCGUGUAAUAGAAAUGCAAACAGACUUAUCACAUCCAUCCAAAGCUCAACCACCGGAACAAUAUUUCAAUGCCUUGAUGAAACAAUUGAAAGCCAGUCAAAUUACUUUAUUGUUAAAAGCGGUGAAAGCUCGCCACGAAUCCCCCGAAUUCUUGCAAUCGAACCUGAGCUCAACCUCCCGAAAUACUGUGCACACCUUUCAAGCGAAUUGCAUUCUCACCCAACGCGCAUUAAUACUCGGAGAAGAGCCCUAUCUUAUCGCGUGCCGUUUAUUUCUUUGGCGCGAUUUAAAGAGAUCAUCCCAACUAAAACGUUUACCAGCUUGUCCAAACGAAUGCGAUCCUGUCUAUGUAUGUUGCAAUCCAUUACAUUGGUGUCGCAUACUCGAAACAGAAUCGCCACCGCCAAUCUAUCAAACACAAAAUAUGAACCAAAACGAAGGCGAAAAUACACGCAACGAAGACAACUGCAUUCUUUUAGCCAAUUCAAAACAAAGUCACAAGUCCGAGGCCAACAAAAUUUCCAGCUUAGAACAAAACCACUCCGAAAUGCAUGGCCGGUUUCCAGUACCAUUAAGCACCGGCGGUGAAGAUAAUACGUGUCCACUAAAUUGGUGUGAAAUUGCUUAUUGGGAAAUGGCACAGCGGGUAGGCGAACGCUAUCCGGCACAAGGGUCAACUCUUAAUAUAUAUUCCGAAACACCGUAUAGUGCAGAAGGUAAACCUAAAACGGGUAUGUGCUUGAAAGAUUUGGUUGAAAAGCGUAACAUGCCCUCUCCCGAGCAUGUUCAGUAUACGAGGCAAAAGAUUGGUUUAGGCAUUACCUUGCAACGAGAGAUAGAUGGCGUUUGGUUAUACAAUCGCUCAACAGUGCCAAUAUUUUUAUAUUCGCCCACCCUAACUGAAAGUUGGUUUCGCGUUUGCCGCGUAGAGCCAGGAGACUGCAUACGAGCCUUUGACAAAUAUAGAGCUCAAACUUUAAUAUAUCCCGCUCAAUUUCCUGGUGUCCAAAUUGGACCCAUUGACACGUUCAGUAUGCGUAUCAGUUUUGGAAAAGGUUGGGGAUACUCUUACAAGCGUCCAGACAUUACACGUUGUCCGUGCUGGCUUGAAGUUCUAUUUACACCACAACGGUGACAG
Glossina fuscipes is the source of this 3656-nucleotide messenger RNA. RefSeq names its product mothers against decapentaplegic homolog 6 (gene Dad). Lineage: Eukaryota; Metazoa; Arthropoda; Insecta; Diptera; Glossinidae. The record is from RefSeq and is a predicted model, not a curated record. The transcript is spliced from 8 exons. Gene Ontology annotation, cellular component: heteromeric SMAD protein complex. Bases 1818 to 3653 code for a protein of 611 amino acids. Gene Ontology annotation, molecular function: I-SMAD binding; transcription regulator inhibitor activity. Gene Ontology annotation, biological process: transforming growth factor beta receptor signaling pathway; BMP signaling pathway; cell differentiation.